UUCCUCUACUGAAUACCCGUCCAAACCACCAUUCAAUCAUCUCUUAAGCUUACUGUUUAUCACUGUCAUUAGUCUACAAGAACUCAUUCACUUUUUGGUCUCCGAUCAAGUGCAAGCCUAUUCAGGCGUCGAGUGUUAGAUACGUCCAAGUGGGCUGUCUUUAAGGCUUAGAGAUAGGAAGAUCGUGGCAAAAUCUCUGUUGUCUUAUCCUAACCAUCGAACUCCUCCAAAUGAGUCAGAAACAAUUGUCUUUUUCUCAAAACUUUUAGCCAAUCGCAUACUCUCCACUACACCCACUUCCUUGCAUAUAAACUUGCUCGAUCAAAAUGGUUCAGGUUACAUACCUACUCACCUCGAUCCUGCUUGCGGGAAAUGCUUUGGCUUUUCCUCUGGAAGACGAAAUCAUUGACAUCGACCACGCAAGCGAAAUGGCAAAGAAGAAAUCCAAGCCCAUUUCAAAACCUCUCGACCAAAAACUCUUCGACAGACUCGUCUUCAUGGAACAAUACGCAUCAGCCGCCUACUGCAAAUCCCAACAAAGCACCCCAGGAAACCUCGUAACCUGCAAGUCCAAAACAUGCGAUCUCGUCACCGCCGCCAACGCAACAACAGCCAUCGAAUACGAACGAAAGGACCUCUCGACAGACGUAACAGGCUUCGUCGCACUCGACCCAACCAACAAACUCAUCGUCGUCUCAUUCCGCGGCACAAACACAAUCGCAAACUGGAUCACCAACCUCUCCUUCGACCAAGUCGCCACGCACCUGUGUCCCAAAUGCACAGCGCACCGCGGCUUCUGGCAGUCCUGGCUCGACUCCCGCACCGCGAUCCUAACCGCCGUCUACGCGAUCCAAAAGCAGAACCCAAAAUACCAGAUCGUGACAAUGGGCCACUCGCUCGGCGGCGCCAUCGCACAGCUCGCCGCCGCAGACCUCCGCUUCACCUACAAGCUUAAAGUAGAAGCGUACUCGUAUGGCUCGCCGCGCAUCGCGGGCCACGAGCUCAGCGAGUUCAUCACGAAGCAGGGUGAUAACUACCGUGUCACCCACUACAAUGAUAUUGUGCCUGAUGUGCCCAAGAUUGGUAUGGGGUAUGAGCAUGUUAGUCCCGAGUAUCAUAUUGAAGAAGCAACCGGGGUUCCGGUUCUUCCGAAGCACAUUAAUAUUUUUGAAGGGACAAGGAGCUUGGAGGGGAAUGCUAGACACAUGUGGAUGACUGUGAACGCGCAUAUGUGGUAUUUCAAUUGGAUUUCGGCUUGUACCGGGAUGGUUAAGAUGUGA
Molecule: messenger RNA, 1280 nt
Organism: Periconia digitata
Lineage: Eukaryota; Fungi; Ascomycota; Dothideomycetes; Pleosporales; Periconiaceae
Source: the annotation of a GenBank genome assembly